AUGGUUUUGGAUAUAGAGACGUGGGAGCAGACCUUUCAAGAACUGAUGCAGCAGGAGAAACCCUGGGCCAAAUGGACCCUGAUGUUGGAUGGGACCCUGCAGCCAGGCUGCGUGGCCCGAGGUUGGAAGCAAUACCAACAGAGAGCAUUUGGCAGGUUCCGGUGUUCCUCGUGCCAGCGAAGUUGGGCUUCUGCACAAGUGCACGUUCUGUUCCACACGCACUGGGAGGACGGGAGAGCCCGGGGCCAGGUGCUUGUGCGGCUCUUUGCUCAGAGGUGCCAGAAGUGUUCCUGGCCCCAAUAUGAGAUGCCUGAGUUCUCCCCAGAUAGUACCACGAGGAUUCUGAACAACCUGGUGCGGCAUAUUCUGGAGAGAUACUACGGAGGCAGCAUCAGGAAGUUUCCGCAGAUGCCGGUGAUCGCGGAGGUGCCUUUGGAAGGGUCCCAUGACUCGGCCAAUUGCGAGGCAUGCACUCUGGGCUUCUGCGUACGGGGCUUGCAAAGCCGCACCAGAGAGCCGUGCACAUCUCUGCUCCCCUACCAGGGAGCUGGGAGUUCCUCAACUCAAAGCCGUGCCCUGUGCGUCCAAAACCAAGCCAGGAACCAGUUAGCUGAGGCCAAGAAGGCUCCAGGGAGUGUGCGUAGCUUUGUCUUUAUUGGGAUAGGGCCCAGAAGCAGCUGGGGUGAGGGGUCAGAGUUCAGCCACAGCUGGGGUGAGGGGUCAGAGUUCAGCCACAGCUGGGGUGAGGGGUCAGGGUUCAGCCACGGCUGGGGUGAGGGGUCAGGGCCCAGCCAGGGCUGGGAUCCAUUGUUCAUCUCGGUCUGUAUUUUUCUGUUUGCCUUUUUUGUAGGCAACUGCUUUAGACAAGAUUAUUUUAAAUAG
Molecule: messenger RNA, 882 nt
Organism: Cynocephalus volans (Philippine flying lemur)
Lineage: Eukaryota; Metazoa; Chordata; Mammalia; Dermoptera; Cynocephalidae
Gene: RTP4
Product: receptor transporter protein 4
Exons: 2
Coding region: 1-882 (293 amino acids)
Biological process (GO): detection of chemical stimulus involved in sensory perception of bitter taste; protein insertion into membrane; protein targeting to membrane
Cellular component (GO): cytoplasm
Molecular function (GO): olfactory receptor binding
Source: RefSeq, a predicted model, not a curated record